AUGAAAAUAGGUGUUCCGCGAAGCGACAAUGGGUCCUUGGCGGUGGUUCCGUUCACUGUGAGCGAGCGGGCAUGUGUAUCAAGCAUCUUGGCGACUCGGACGUAUGUGGAGCUAAAGGAGCGGUUGUCAUGUUUUGCCAACUGGGUAUGGGACAAAGGAGAUAUGUUUGUAUGGACACCGGUGCUGAACCGGCUGGACGAGGUAUUGGCAGUAUAUGUGUUGCGUUCCGGUUUGGCGGACUUACCGGGAAACAGCAGCAAGGGUUUGAAGGAAAGAAGGCCCUUCGAUGAUGGGUUCGAUUACGAGGGGCAGGAAGGACUGGACGCAGAGUGUGUCAUCUACGUCCUGCGGACCAUGCAGAUAAUCGUGGAGUCUUGCACGGCGAAAGCCAUGCUCAACUCGGUCGGAAACGUCAUGUUGCUGCUGGAUUCAUGCGAUACGGCAAUUCUGGAAAACGCUCUUUUCAUCAUCGUUAUUGUUGCGUUUGUAGCUCGACGAGGCAAAAAGUCCGUAGACGCUCCCUGGAUGAAUGAGCUGCUACAGAGACUAAACAUCCUGGCCGCCUUUCCAAAUAGAAUCGUUGCUGAGCAUGACUCAACUAACAGCACACCGCUCAGCUUUUACUCCGACUUGCAUUGGCACGCUGUACCGAGCCACACAGGCCGCUAUACCCUAAUAAGCACUGGUCAGCCAGUCAUCAUAUCUAACGGCGAUAUAAGAGAAAAACUACAAGCCUCUCUGGCUUCCAUCAAGUCGCCAAACGGAACGUCCGAGAGGCCGCCGUCAGAAAGGCCGCCGUCAGAAAGGCCGUCGUCAGAAAGGCCGUCGUCAGAAAGGCCGUCGUUAGAAAGGCCGUCGGUAAAGUCUCAGGAGCCAGCGGAGGGUCGACAGGCAAGCGAUAUUGUAGACGGCGGCAGAGAGGCUGCUGCUGGUGUCUUCACCUGUCAACAUGAGAAACGACUGGCGGAGCUUUCGACAGCGUUUGGCGUCAAGGAGACGCGCCUUUUGAGGCAUCGGAUGAGAAUACUGCUCAAUGAGGACCAUUUGAACCGAAGACGAAGAUUAGUGGAUGACAGCUUGUUGGCCCUGAUGUGCAUCAUGACGCUCAGUCCUUUAUACUUCCAACAGCAUACUCCGCACAAACUGGUCAUGGCCGAACUCGGGCUGCUCACACGAAGCCAUAAGUGUUUGAAUUAUUCUACACUAGCCCUGGUAAUAGACAUGUGGGUAACCUUGCUGCACGAGAAAGUAAAUGUCAAGCACGUAUCGCAAUACUUACAGCUGCAAAUGCCGCAUGGGAUCAUGUGCGAGCUCAUCAGGACCUAUGUUGGGAACGAGAAACUAUACCCUAAGGAGGCUAUCCAUGCGCUCCCUGAGUUACUCUUUGAGAAAAACGACCUAGAUCCUGAAGGGGGCUGUUCUGCUAGAGACGACAAUUGUGCUAGAACAGACGGUAGUCGUGACGGGAAAAACAGCAACAGUGAAGGGAUGAUGGCGGUAGAAGAAGACCAGUCGCCAGCACUCAGCCUGAGUGUAUGCCCCGCGGUUUCGAUACCAGAGGCGCCCGUAACUGAGGACCCUGACGAGAUCGUUCCUCCGAAUUUUGUACCCCAAGUUGUCUGUAAAACGGACCCACAACCAAUUUGUGAAGACAUUACCGCUGCGGCAUACACUUCCAGGGAUUUGUAUGAGAGACUAAAGAUUUGUGUUCCGCGAGAAAUUCCGAAGUUUGGUUCAUCUCCAAUUUUGAAUGGGACAAGCUGCUUGCCGUCAAUCAGGCAUAUUCAACAUAUUAGAAGUCAUGCCGAAGUGGUCACAGCGCUGUUGGACUUAUAUCAAGAAAGUUUGUUCGCUUGUUCGUCGGCUGCCCUGGGUCAUCCCACAAUAGUCAAGCAAAUCGCAAGAUUAUUGGAAGUCCGAGAUUAUAGAUACAUCCAGGCUUGUAUGAGCGCUUUGCGGGCGAUGGAAUCGUACUACGAUAAUUCUGGAGCGGCAUUGAAGAAUAAUGUUCGAGAAUUAAAUAUCGUGCACACGUGUGCGCAGCGCCUCAGAUACGAGUUAGCAUGUAUUCAUCAGCUAAAUGAGUACGCGAGAGACGAAGGAUGGAUUACCGAUACGUUAACCCCGUGGACCGGCCAGGGGCAGUGCGAGGAUGUCGAGGGGGCGACCCGACUGUAUAUGAUAGAGCCGGGCGUCCCUACGAACUGGCAUGAGGCGUUUCUGCGCGGGUCGUACUUUUGGCAGAUUAUGGAGGAGAUUACGAAUCGCCGGAGCCUGACGGCGGCGCUAGUUAAAGACGGUCCUAUACUUCUCUGGUACCCAUAUUCGGGUACUCAGCAGACAGUCGCUUCCGAGCUUAUAGAAGAGUUUGGACUGGCCUUCCGGUACAUUUUCCAGCACCCAAAAGAGGUCGGAUAUGUUUGUGCUUCGGCUGCAGUGCAGUCUUUGGGUGACUGUCGGAAUGAAGAUCCUGCCUCGCAGUCUCAUUUGACGCGCAGCGGAUUAAUUGAAUGCUUGUAUGACGCUAUGCCCUCCUUGGCCAAAUCCGAGAGCUGUAUGGCUUAUUUGCCUUCGUUCUUUUCUCAGUUGUGCGUUCAUUCAUUGGGAAUAAAGGAUCUCAAGAGGAGGAAUGGCGACUUUAUCAUUGCAAUGGCAGAACAGAUGGCUGACCCGUCUUUGGCGUACUAUGACAGAGUGUCCCACAUCACCAGCUCCGUUGGCCAUACGGUGGACACCUCUGCCCGUCUGUACGGAGAUCUUCGACAGGUCUAUGCGAUCUGUUUCUCGAAGUUGCUGGCUCAGUUGAAACAAGACCUCAUGCAAACAAAUUCAUGGAAGGUCCGCCAGAACUCCCAAGCUUUGGUCCGAGAGAUGGUCUUGCAACCGCAGGUCAGCGCAAUGAAGGAUCUCCAGCUGCCUCCAACACCGGCGCACGAAUUUAUCAUGGACCGAAUCAGCAAUGUGAGUAGAAUGCUACUCUUCCUCGUCCAAGUGAACGGCGUGUCGGUGCUGCUGGACUCGCUACCCAUUAUUGUGGACUGUUCCCCGCCCCUGCAGGUCAACAUUGCGCAACUGCUGCUGGAUAUUCUCAUAGCUACGGAUGCGGACGGCGACCUCAAGAUCCCGCCGCUCGCCUUCACCCACUGCUUGCCCACCCACCCAAUCUCGCCUCUGGUCAAGUGUUUCCUCAUGUACAUGUCGCGAAUUGAGAUUGCGCACGGCCCGUUCGACCAAAACUUCCUCGGUCUCACUUUCCGGCGCACUAUCAAGCAGGGCUGUGACCUGCUCAAGUGCAUUGAGCAGGCGCGGCUUCUGCAAGCCAGCGCGGCGGCUGUUAAGAACGCUGCGGCUGUUCAGAGCGCGCCAGCUAUUAAGAGCACGCCGUUUCUGGGGCUGCAGGCGAGUCAGAAGGGCAAGCACAUGGUCUUAGACGAGUUGGGGCGGUUACGCAAGGCGUUUGUGGCUUCGGCGCACAUGUUUGGAAGUUACCUGAGUUUGUUGGCAGGGUGUCUUAAGGAGCGGGCCGUGUUGACGCAUUGUGCGCCCCAGUAUCAGGUGCCGUUGCUGCUGGCGGUUGCUUCGUUGCUGCCAGUGGUACAGGCCGUGUUUGCGCCGUUGCUGGAUGUGCUGUACUCGGAAUUGAUGGUCCUCAACAACUGCCAGGACUGCCCGACGCUGCUUACCGUGCGUAACGCGCUACAGGAGCCGCCCGCUCUGCUGGCCGCCAAGGUUGACGCGCGCAGACAACAGCACCACCCCCUCGCCGAAAGCAGCUGCUUCCACCUUGAAACUGCCGAUCCCGUCGCCACCUCCAUCGGCCGACCCUGUCUAGGCCCGCACGCCUUCCUCUGGUCCUCGCUCAGCGACUGGGCCUACAGUGCCGGGAACGCCAUGCUCGACGCAGACGUCCCCAUAGCGCCUUACGAACUUGAAGAGAACUUGGUCGAACAAAAAGGGCCAGCGGAGCCGCUCGAGCCCUGGCAGAGUGACAGCCUGAUCAAGGAGCUUCUGCGCGGCCUCUGUCUCGCCGCGCGCCUUUUCCUCACCGCCGCCUCGCGCAGUCUGAACGCGGCGUCACGAGACGAUCGACCGCGCGACUUUUAUGAUGCGCAACGCGUCGUCGCCGGCAACCUUGUCGCCUGUGGACGUACGCUGCUCCACGCCGUGCCUGACUCGGUCGCACCUGACUCCGAGACGAAAACGGCCCCCUGGUCUUUGGGGGACGCCCCCGUGGACUUGGGGGAGGGGGCCUCGGCGUUGGUGCGGCGGACGUGCUACGUGGCAGAGUGUUGGGACGUGUUGUACCGCGCACACAUCGACGACAAGGCGCAAGGUGGGUUGGUGCCGCAAGUGGCACACGCGGCGGCCCGGACGGGACUGUUGGCGGAGGCGGCGCGCGCAGUU
Gregarina niphandrodes is the source of this 4404-nucleotide messenger RNA. RefSeq lists its product as hypothetical. The annotation marks the transcript as partial. The record is from RefSeq and is a predicted model, not a curated record. The transcript has a single exon. Lineage: Eukaryota; Apicomplexa; Conoidasida; Eugregarinorida; Gregarinidae.